AAAAGCGGGGGAAUAUAUAGGUGGACGUGUCAGUGCAUUGUUUAAGUUGAUUAUCUGCCCUCUUCACUCCCUCACCCACCCUAAACCGUUUUUUUCUGCUGCUUCCCGUCCUCUUUCUCCCUGCAACAAGAAAACGAGGGGAUGGAAGGCGUUUCGGUGAGCGUCUUGAAGGGAUUGAAGGAGUACUGGAAGAGGAGAGGAUACCAGAGAUUAAAUGGGUCGGGUCGGAGGAGGAGGAGGACUUGCAGGGUGAAGCUCGGGAGCGGCCGGAGGAGGCGCUUCUGGAGGAUCAAAAUGGCCCCCAGGAUCCGAUUCACGAGGAUCCCGUCGCCCAAGAAGAUGCUGCUGUGGCUGAGGGACGCCUACGUGAGAAUGAUGAUGAGAGUGGCCAACUCGCGAGCCAUGAGCUUCAACAUGGGCUGCCCGGUGGUGGGCUUCGGCGGAGGAACGCCCGCCUUGGGCUUCGGGAGGGGACCUCUGAAGGAGUACGACGAGAAGAUGAUCAUUCAGAUGUACAAGUCGUUGAUGCUGAGGCAGGCUCACUUGGUGCCUGGCGACGCCCCCAGAAUCUCCUCUGUUCUCGCCGCCUGCUCUCCCAAAAGUUGAAACAUCUUCACUGCUUUCAGCUUUCGAGCUAUAUAUGACGCCGCCGCCUCCUCGGAUCUUGUGUGGCCUCAGAACUCAGAAACUGACUUCCUUUAUUUGCCUUUUGUACGAUCGAUGCGUCUGGCCCCUUUUCUUUCUCUUUUAAAUUUAGCUGCAAUACCGAAAUUCUUCAGCUCCCUCACUCGCUCAAUCACUGUUGAUGCCUCGACCUCAAACUUUAGGAACAAAUCGAAUGUUGAUCUCGUGCUUGCCGUACAUUCUUCUUCAAGAUUUGUAAAUAACCUCCCUUCCCCUUCCCCCUUUGUAAUUUCAUUCUAGUUUAACGGGAGUCUUGUCUCUUCUGCUCCUAACGCAGUAAUAUGAGUUCCGCUAGUCACCAUUUGAAUCACGCACGCCUUGAAAAACGAUAUCUUUGGUCCCUUUAAUCCAAUACUUUGCCGCAGUUUCUGUCUGCGACAUUUUGGAUUUUUCUUCUUUCUUCCUUUCUGUAUUGUCCUUCGUCCGUUAUUUUCUCUCAUUUUUCUCUUCGCAUGAAGCCCACAACAGAGCAAAGAGAGCCCCUUUUUUCCUGGUGCCUCCAGUGUUGGACUUCAAAGUUUCAGUUAAUCGAGUUUUGCUUGAGGAUUAUAGCGGGGAUUAGUUUGAUGGUGAUGAACAGAUUGAAGAGAUCUGAUCCCUUCAAAGUCCCAUUUGGUGAUUUAAGGUGAUCUUCGUUAUGGACAUCAACGGCGUGGUUGAUGAAAUCACGAGAUCUGAGCAUCUUGGAACUAAAUUGUUAAGGAAUAAGGACGACGACAAAACAUGUUGAAGCCAACGCAUGAAGCGACUAAUUGCUAAAUAAUUAGCAGUCACCGGGUUAGUAUGUUGGCAACUUAUCUUUUUUUUUUUCCUCUUUAAUUUUGGUGAGACAAAUUGUUGCUCACUUAGCUAGCUUUGCUGCUACUUGCGUGACAUGGCCUGUAAUAUUGCUAUUCUUUCCGUAAUAUUAUGGUUGGCUAAAAUAAUCUGAAGGCCAUGAUUUAUGAA
Messenger RNA from Prosopis cineraria, 1632 nucleotides. RefSeq lists its product as uncharacterized. The coding region runs from base 142 to 606 and encodes 154 amino acids. The transcript has a single exon. The record is from RefSeq and is a predicted model, not a curated record. NCBI's taxonomy places the organism in Eukaryota, Viridiplantae, Streptophyta, Magnoliopsida, Fabales, Fabaceae.